Molecule: messenger RNA, 1961 nt
Organism: Anolis sagrei ordinatus
Lineage: Eukaryota; Metazoa; Chordata; Lepidosauria; Squamata; Anolidae
Source: RefSeq, a predicted model, not a curated record
UGGCUUUUCACUGCCCUCCCGGAGGGGGCGGGGCUUGAGACGGGCCUGCCAGCUUUCCCGCCAUUGUGUCUGACUCGCCUCCCAUCUCUGCCUGCCUGCCCUUGUGCUGAGUGAGUGCGUCUGCGGCCUGGUGUAGUGGACAUGAGGGUUCUAUGGAGCCACCCCCGGUGUGAUGAGAAUUUGGAAUUUGGAAACUAAAGUACAGUAAGGAAACCAGUCCUUACUGGAAUUUGGAAACUAAAGUACAGUAAGGAAACCAGUCCUAUAGGAAGGAAAUUCUCUCAAGGUGCUGAUCUUACUGAAUUGUUAAGCUCUAGAUCAGAAAGGAAAAACAAGAGUAAAGUGUCCAUAUUACAAUUAUAUGUACAUAAUUCUGUCGACAUGAAGGAAAAAGCAUAUAAAUGUACUGAGUGUGGCAAGAACUUUGGUCAGCUUGGAAAUCUGAAGAGACAUCAAAGGACCCACACUGGGGAGAAACCCUAUAAAUGCCUGGAGUGUGGAAAGAGCUUCACUGAUGGUGGAAAUCUACGUUCACAUCAGACAACUCACACUGGGGAGAAGUCCUAUAAAUGCUUGGAGUGUGGACAGAGCUUUGCUCGUAAUGGACAUCUACGUUCACAUCAAAGGACUCACACUGGGGAGAAACCCUAUAAAUGCCUGGAGUGUGGACAGAGCUUUGCUCGGAAGGCACAUCUACAGUUACAUCAAAGAACUCACACUGGGGAGAAACCCUAUAAAUGCCUGGAAUGUGGAAUGAGCUUCAGUCAUAAUGUAGGUCUAUAUUCACAUCAAAGGACUCACACUGGUGAGAAACCCUUUAAAUGCUUGGAGUGUGGAAUGAGCUUCACUGAGGGUGGCAGUCUCCAUAGACAUCAAAGGACUCACACUGGAGAGAAACCCUAUAAAUGCCUAGAGUGCGGAAUGAGCUUUUCUCGGAGUGGACUUCUACUUUCGCAUCAAAGGACUCACACUGGGGAGAAACCCUAUAAAUGCCUGGAAUGUGGGCAGAGCUUUACUCAAAGCAGAAAUCUUCGUUCACAUCAAAGGAUUCACACUGGGGAAAAACCCUAUAAAUGCAUGGAAUGUGGAAAGAGCUUCAUUCACAGUGCAAGCCUAUGUUCACAUCGAUGGACUCACGCUGGGGAGAAACCCUAUAAAUGCAUGGAGUGUGGACAGAGCUUCAGUGAGAGUGGAAGUCUACAUAAACAUCGAUGGGCUCACACUGGGGAGAAACCCUAUAAAUGUCUGGUGUGUGGUAAUAGCUUCACACGGAGUGGCAGUCUCCAUAGACAUCAAAGGACUCACACUGGAGAGAAACCCUAUAAGUGCAUGGAGUGUGGACAGAGCUUCAGUGAGAGUGGAAGUCUACAGAAACAUCAAAGCACUCACACUGGGGAGAAACCCUAUAAAUGCAUGGUGUGUGGAAAUAGCUUCACACGGAGUGGCAGUCUACAUAGACAUAAUAGAAUCCAUACUUGAGACAAUGAUGAUAAUUGACACCAGAGUAUCUUUCUUACAUGUACAAAAGCAACUCUUGUACAUGUUGGAAGUGCAAGAACAAAGUUGGGACAUUUUAUCAUAUGUGAUGUAUUGUAGAAAGAUUGAACUAAAAUACACUCCAUCCUGGAAGUAAUUAAGGUUAAAUGAAACCAUAAUUUUAUUUGUUGGGAAUCCUGGAUGAUCAAGUAGAAAGAAAACAUGAAUAGUUACUGCAGUACAUAACUACAAUAAGAUAAGAAUUGACUAUGUGCAGAGAUGGAAGGAACGUCUUAUUCCAACAUAAAAAGAAUGGCUUAUGAAGUUCUGCAAAUUAGCCAAAAUGAACAAACUGACAACAAUAUGGGCAAAUGUCAGUUGUAAUAUUUAUUAAUUGGAAGAGUGUUUUCAAAAGUAGAGGUGUGAUUAUGUAACAUUUAAAGGAAGUAGCAUAAUAAGGGAUAAAAAUUAACAGAAUGAGGCUA